CGGUGGCUAAUAGUUUUGUGUGCGCCUAUGCAUAUGCGUAUGCAGCCAUGUGUGCGCGUGUGCGUGAAUUAGAAAUUUUGAAUUGCAACUACAAGAUCCAAAUAUUGUAAUGGAUAAUAGAUAUUUAUUUGUUACCUAAUUAAUAUAAUUCACAUGAUAUAAAAUGAUGAAUUUUAAUAAUCCACUGGGUCCGAAGCCGGUGCUACCUACGGAAGAAAAUAAAGAAACUUCAAACGAACGAGUUCCAUUUUUGAUGUACGAUGAAAAAAUGGAUAAAAUUGCAUUGUACCUUAUUGGUAAUCAUGAAAGAUUUCGAGAAAAUAUAAUAAUACCAAGGGUCUUAGGUGGAGGUUAUAUUAAAUCUAACGAAGAGAAAACUAUCGAACGUUUUAUGGAAAGCUGCGCUUUCAAAAGUAUUAUGAGCUGUAUCAUAGGGCUUGGACUUGGAGGUGUAUUAGGCUUGUUUACUUCAAGCGUCAACCCAAAUGUUGAAAAACAGCAGACAGCUCGUGAGGUUUUUCGAGAAAUGAAAUCUACAACUGUGGCAUAUGCAAAAAAUUUUGCUGUGAUUGGUUUUGUAUUUUCAGGCGUUGAAUGUGCGAUAGAAACAUAUAGAGGUAAAACAGAUUGGAAAAAUGGCACAUAUGCUGGUGGUUUAACGGGAGGACUGUUAGGCCUUAGAGCUGGCGUAAAGGCAGGUAUAAUCGGUGCUGCCGGCUUCGCAGCCUUUUCUACAGCCAUAGAUUAUUAUAUGCACAAGUCCUGAGUCACAUGCAAACGCUGCAAAACUGCUCACAACUCUCCGUAUUUCUUAAGUCUCGAUAUGUAAAAAGUAAAAUGUAAAAAAUUACCAAUAUUGAUCGUACGUAAUGUAAUGUAAAGCCAGUUGACAAGUCAGAAUAAUCUGUAUACAAUAUAAAUAUAAAAGAUUCUGUUAACAUGUAAAAAGUUUUCAAAAUCUUUCUUACAUCUAUUUAAGUCUGGAAUUAUUCAGUAGAAAUAUUGAAUCUAAAAUUUUUAAUACACAAGAAGUC
Ceratosolen solmsi marchali is the source of this 1034-nucleotide messenger RNA. RefSeq names its product mitochondrial import inner membrane translocase subunit Tim22. The transcript has 5 exons. Lineage: Eukaryota; Metazoa; Arthropoda; Insecta; Hymenoptera; Agaonidae. Gene Ontology annotation, biological process: protein insertion into mitochondrial inner membrane. The coding region runs from base 164 to 766 and encodes 200 amino acids. The record is from RefSeq and is a predicted model, not a curated record. Gene Ontology annotation, cellular component: TIM22 mitochondrial import inner membrane insertion complex. Gene Ontology annotation, molecular function: transmembrane protein transporter activity.